GUGUGUGUGUGAGACUGUCUGUCUGUCUGUAGAGGGGGUUACACACAGUGAUCUACAGCAGCAGAAGAGGAAGAGAGAAGGGAGAGAGGAGGGGAAAAGGAAGGACAAAACGACUGGUGAGAAGAAAAGAGGAGGAAUAGAGGACUGUUUGUUUUCACUGUUUUAUGUCGAUUUGAAUAACGUUAAGGAGGAAAAAAAACCGCGUUCAGAAGAGCAAGUUGAUUUGCACCAGUUUUGCAUGAGCUGGAGAAAGAGAGCGCAGAGAGAGAGAGAGAGAGAGAGAGAGAGAGAAACCCUGAGUGUGUAAGUGUGUGUCUUCUUCUCAGCUCACAAACCGACACGUGUUGAGCUUCACUCUACUUCAUCUAGAGUUUAACCUGCUCUAACGUUCAUCCAGGAGUGGAGCUUUAGCUGUGUGUGUGUGUGAGAGUGUGUAUGUGUUUGUGUGUGUGUGUUUACUGAGACGGACACACUCUGUUUCAUCUUCACGUGGCGUUUUUCACUCACACUGAGCUGAGCAACACGGCGAGGAAAAGCCCAGAGCAGAGUUUUGUCCCGCUGCUCUUCCUGAAGCGUCCCGGACUAUGGCAGCGGUAACAACCCCGGAGUCGAGCCCUCAGCCCCGGGUCUACUUCCAAACCCCCCCCGGUACCGAAGAGAGCGAGCCCCCGGCCCGGAAACAAGGCCGGGUUACGGUGAAAUACGACCGGAAGGAGCUGAGGAAGAGACUGAACUUGGAGGAGUGGAUCAUAGAUCAGCUUACAGAGCUGUACGACUGUGAGGAGGAGGCGAUUCCUGAACUGGAGAUAGAUGUGGAUGAGUUAUUGGACAUGCAGAAUGAUGAGGAUCGCGCUGCACGUGUUAAGGAUCUGCUGGUGGACUGUUACAAACCUACUGAAGACUUCGUAGUCGAGUUGCUUGACAAAAUCCGCGGCAUGCAGAAGCUCAGCACACCUCAGAAGAAAUGAUGCACCUAUAGCCUCGGCUCCUCCUCCUAACCCUCCCCCAGCCAAUCCCAGCUUCUUCCUCUGCUUCGCCAGGUGCUCGAUCACAUGAGGUGGAGGGGGAAGUGAGGUGACUGGGGAAUCUAGCCAGUCAGAUUCUUAUAAGCAGGGCUUAUUUUUGUUUUCUUCAUUUUGUUAACUUUAUGGUAUAUUAUUUUUUUUCUAAAAGGGGAAAAGACUUCAUAGUGUUUUGAAGCAUUUGUAGAAAUCCUAGCAAUAUAUUUCUACACAUACAUUUUUAGAUGUUAGGUGACUGUGUGAAAUUUUGCUCUGAUGCAAUACUGUACGCGUGUCCCCAGUGGACAACACUCGCUUCAAACAUGCUGUUUGUAAUUCUCAAAUGUCAAAAUGUUAUGACCCUUACUGCAAUAUAGUAAGUUGGAAAAAGAUAAGAUAUGCGGCCUUGUCCUUUUUUUCUGUUUUUUUUUUUUAAAUGUAUUCCUUCAUUUUAUCUUGGGGGUUUUUCAUACAGCAUGAAAGAGCUUUGCAAGGGAGUGAUGUAGAUCUGUUCUGGGUAUGAUCUGGAUGAGGAUGAGGUGGAUGGUAGUGGAAAACUGGAGCUUUUUUGAGACAAGCAAACCCACAUACAUAGAAACACACGUUUACACACACACAUGCAGACAGACGGGCGUCACCCCCCUCAGGGAUCAGUGGGAACAUAUACCACACACCACAGCUGUGGUUAUUAGGCCCCAAACUCACACACAGAUGUGCACGAUGCAUGUGGAGCACAGAGGGAGAUGACGGCAUGCUGGAGAAUCUCGUGGCUUGCCAUGAGGUCUGCCAGUUUAUAAGAUCCCGAUUAAUGUUUUCAUUUGAUUCUGUUAAAUCAUCUUCUUUAGAAAGCCAUCUGCUUCCUUUCUCAUAGCCGAUCAAACACAACAAUAAUAGGGCUAAUCACAUAUUCCAUGCCUGUCAGUGGACUGAGUGGCCCAGUGCUUCACUUUCAAUCCCCCAUUUUUCACAUUCAUUCAAUAUACACAAACGAGUGCACAGCCUGUUAAUGGGUAUGAUAUGUUAUCUUGUAAUGACUGUAAUUAGUAACUCCACAUGAUCGGGAGUCAAAUACAAGACAGAGAGUCCCUCUAACCACAGCUCCUAUGUAGUUCCUACUAAUUUGUGUCCUCCUCUCUCCAUCCAGCCUUCAUCUUUUCCCAGUAAAAAUACCCUUUUCUAUAUCAGACGUUGCCUUAGUACAUACCUGUAUACUACGUUACACAAACCAAAUAAAUGGAAGCAUUCAUUAUAAAAGAGCAAUUUGAAACUUUUCAGGCUGUAGGGUUCAAAACCUCCUCAUAGUACUUUCCUUGAUUCUGCUUUCUAGAAAAAAUAAGUUGAAUCCAUUUGAAAGUUGAAUACAAGUUGAAAGGUAAUUUUUAGAUGUGCAUAAAAUAAAAUGGACUUGUCCAUUUUAUUAGUGUGUGUAUUAUAUCAGGUAAAGCUGUUGUUUUUUUUUCCUACAACAGCACACAGAAUAUGCUAAAAUCAUUAACUAAAUUUAGUAAGACACAUGAUGUAUUUGAUAAAAUGCAGACAUCUGACAUUAGUCUGUAAUUGAAGGUCAUAUUUGGUGGGGUGGGGGGAAUUUAUGAGAAAAUGUAGCAAUAAAUUUUUGUUAGUUUCCUGGGUUUGUUAAACUUUAUGCAACUUUAAUAAAAAAUAUUGAAAAUACCAA
Messenger RNA from Pangasianodon hypophthalmus (striped catfish), 2679 nucleotides. RefSeq names its product protein phosphatase 1, regulatory (inhibitor) subunit 14Bb (gene ppp1r14bb). Gene Ontology annotation, biological process: innate immune response; regulation of phosphorylation. The coding region runs from base 585 to 968 and encodes 127 amino acids. The record is from RefSeq and is a predicted model, not a curated record. Gene Ontology annotation, cellular component: cytoplasm. Gene Ontology annotation, molecular function: protein serine/threonine phosphatase inhibitor activity. The transcript is spliced from 4 exons. NCBI's taxonomy places the organism in Eukaryota, Metazoa, Chordata, Actinopteri, Siluriformes, Pangasiidae.